Dentiscutata erythropus is the source of this 303-nucleotide messenger RNA. NCBI's taxonomy places the organism in Eukaryota, Fungi, Glomeromycota, Glomeromycetes, Diversisporales, Gigasporaceae. The record is from the annotation of a GenBank genome assembly.
UUAGAAAAACAAGAAGUGAUAAAAAAGAUACAAUCUGUAAACGUUGUGGCCAUGAAUGCUCAACACUUCAAAAACUUCGUGAGCAUCUUAAGCGAAAAAAUCCAUACAAACUGUUACAAGAACAAAAAAAUAUAGCUUCUAUUCAAAUACCAAUUAAAGAGCCUAUCCAAGAGGAUAUCCAAGAACCUGUUCAAGUAGCUAUCCAAGAACCUAUUCAAAAGGUUGUUAAAACCACAAGUAAAGAUACUCCAUUCAAAAAUCCUAAUAUUGAAUGGAAUUAUCAAAAUAUGAAAAGAAAAUUGG